Acanthopagrus latus (yellowfin seabream) is the source of this 2140-nucleotide messenger RNA. It is a transcript of the gene ush1c, whose product is annotated as Usher syndrome 1C. Gene Ontology annotation, biological process: inner ear auditory receptor cell differentiation; sensory perception of sound; inner ear receptor cell stereocilium organization. Gene Ontology annotation, cellular component: photoreceptor inner segment; plasma membrane; stereocilium tip. The record is from RefSeq and is a predicted model, not a curated record. The transcript has 20 exons. Gene Ontology annotation, molecular function: protein binding. The coding region runs from base 117 to 1781 and encodes 554 amino acids. Lineage: Eukaryota; Metazoa; Chordata; Actinopteri; Spariformes; Sparidae.
ACCGGAAGCUCGUUGUCCGUGCGUGCACCUUGACGUACUGACGCCUCUCCGGUCCUGUCAAACUUCUCCGGCUCCUGGUUCUCACGUCGGUCUGUUUGCUGCCGUGUCUCUCAACGAUGGAGAGGAAAGUCGCCCGGGAGUUUAGGCACAAGGUGGAGCUGCUGAUUGAAAAUGAAGCAGAGAAGGAUUACCUGUACGAUGUCCUCCGCAUGUAUCACCAGUCGAUGGAUCUACGGGUGCUCGUUGGGGAUUUGAAGCUGGUCAUCAACGAACCGAAGCGCCUGCCGCUGUUUGACGCCAUCCGACCUCUCAUCCCGCUCAAACACCAGGUGGAGUACGACCUGCUCACCCCGAAGAGGUCACGGAAGCUGAAAGAGGUGCGUUUGGAUCGGACACACAGAGAUGGAUUGGGUCUGAGCGUCCGGGGCGGGCUGGAGUUUGGCUGUGGUCUCUACAUAUCACAGAUUGUCAAAGACAGUCAGGCUGAAAAUGUUGAUCUCCAGGUUGGGGAUGAGAUUGUGCGCAUCAACGGAUACUCCAUCUCCUCCUGCAUCCACGAGGAGGUCAUCAGUCUCAUCAAGACCAAGAAGAUUGUGUCACUUAAAGUCCGGCACGUGGGGAUGAUCCCAGUGAAAAGCUCAUCAGAUGAACCUCUCAAGUGGCAGUUUGUCGACCAGUUUGUGUCCGAGUCAGGGGAGAAGAAAAGCAGCGUCGCAGGCUUGGCGUCCACUGGAGGUAAAGAAAUCAAGGAGAAGAAGGUUUUCCUCAGUCUGGUGGGCUCCAAGGGGAUGGGCAUCAGCAUCUCCAGUGGGCCGACACAGAAACCCGGCAUCUACAUCAGUAACGUCAAGCCAGGUUCUCUUUCUGCGGAAGUCGGACUCGAGAUUGGCGACCAGAUCGUAGAGGUGAACGGGGUGGAUUUCACCAACAUGCACCACAAAGAGGCUGUGAAAGUCCUGAAGAGCAGCAGGAGUCUGACUAUUACUGUCCUGACAGGAGCUGGCAGCGAUCUGUUCAUGACAGAUGAGGAGCGGCUGGCAGUGGAGGCCCGCAGAGAGCUGGACAGGCAGGAGCUGAUGCAUCAGAAGAGGGUGGCACUGGAGACCAACAAAAUCCUUAAAGAGCAGCAGGAGAAGGAGAGGCAGAGACAGAUGGAGAUCUCUCAGAAAGCUGCAGAGGAAGAGGAGCGCUACAAGAAGGAGAUGGAGAAGAUUGAGGCUGCGGAGAUGAAGCACAACAGAGAGUGGGAGGAGGACUGGGGAGCCAAAGACCGGCCCAAGAGUCCAAAGAGCCCGUCGCCAGCCCCGCCUGAGAAGAAGACCAGCCCGUCUCCAAAGGCCAAGAGUUCUCACGAUGAAGCCCAAUCCUUCAGAGAGGAAGACGAGGAGGAAGAGCAGGAUGAGCGAGGAUUUCAGAAAUACGAGGAAGAGUUUGAUCCCUACUCCAUGUUCUCUGCAGACCAGAUAGACGGGCGAGAUGUGAGACUGCUGAGAAUUAAAAAGGCUGGACAGCUCGACAUUGCUCUGGAGGGCGGUGCGGACUCUCCGUUGGGAAAGUUGGUGGUGUCUUCAGUGUAUGAAGGUGGAGCUGCAGAUAAGCACGGUGGCAUCGUAUCCGGGGAUGAACUCAUGGCUGUGAAUGGGAAAAUCCUGAUCGAUGCCUCAUUGGAUGAGGGACAGAACUCUCUGGCUCGAGCCUGGAACAGCGGCGGGGACUGGAUCGAUGUCGUGAUUGCCGUUUCCCCUCCGAAAGAGUAUGAAGAUGAAGUGACGUUCUUCUAGUCUCAUCAACAGCCUGCCAAGAAAAGACCGAUUUUAAGAAGAUUUUCAUUCUUGAUGAUUCCUUCAGGAUUCUUCUCAACCACAAUUACAUAAUACUCCUGUGUCUUCUUCAUCGUCACAUUCAUCUUUAGACAAACAAGCUGAAAACGAUCUUUUGUUUUUAGGUAACAUUUCUAUAAGCUCUCUGAGAAUCAAACUGUGUCGAAAUGUCAGAGGAUGAUCGAAUCAAUACUCAGUUGUCUGCAGUAAAAGUGUGUGUCAUCUGUCAGAGUAACAACAAGGAAACUGUAAUUGAAAGCAGCCGUCCAAUCUGCCUUUUCUAAGCCCAAUAAAGGACUGCUCAUGUUGUGCACAUCGAU